This is a messenger RNA of Closterium sp. NIES-65, 1638 nucleotides long. Lineage: Eukaryota; Viridiplantae; Streptophyta; Zygnematophyceae; Desmidiales; Closteriaceae. The record is from the annotation of a GenBank genome assembly.
AUGCCGUUUCCUCGACUCCCUCCUGGGGCUGCCCACCAAGCGGCAGCGUCUCUUCCUCUCCUCCUUCCCUUUCACUGCCCCCCCUCUCACAGCAUGACGGGUGGCAACGUCUCUAAUCGCAUCAAGGAGCAGUACCCCUGGGGGCGCUAUCGCUGGCUGGACUCCCUUCUGGGCCUGCCUGUGAAGCGGCAGCGCCUCUUCCUCUCCCACCGCCUUGCCACCUCCCCUCUCUCCAACGCCCUGGGCUGCCUCGUGUUCCUGGGCACGCCCUUCUAUGUCAAGAAGUGGGAAAGGAAUGGAGUGCGCAGGCUCGUGCUGGCGACGGUGGCCAGUAUUGUCGUGAUGCUGGCUGUGAUUGCCGUUGCUGAAAGAAGCGCUGUUGCUCGCAAAAGUCUGGACGCCCCUUACCUGACGCCGUUGAUCGCAUCGGCACUCAUUCUUGUCUUCGCCACCAUCAGUGUCAGCAUCGAGGUGUCCCGCAGCACUGCCUUCUACAGCGGAAACAUCUACCACUCGCCCGACUUUGAUUGGUCGCAUGCUAUGUCAGCACUGGUUGUCCACGCUGGCAAGCUGGAUGAGGCCAGCCUGGCACUCAGUUCCGAGCCUAUCGCCCGAGCCUAUGUCUUCCCGCACCUGGCGAACAUGCUGAAGCUGCCCUUCUGGAAGCCCCUCCCCCAGUUCCCACCUCACGACGCCGUGCCUCUCGACUGGCUGCUCUACAUCGCAUCCUUCGGCCGCAUCCUCCUCUGGAACAUCAUCUUCAUCCUCCCUGCUCUCAUCCUCUCGUUACUGUCACACAUCGUGGCGCCGCUGGUGAUAGGCGCGGUGAGGAACGUAAUUGUGGUGAUCAGCUUUGGGCUCGCGCAGAACGAGCUGAGCUUUGCGCAUGUCUUCAUGGACGAGAUUCUCGACCUGGGGCUCUCCUCCCAACACGUGGAGCACUGGAACGUGCAGAAACUUCUGGCACUGGCAAAGACGCGCUCUCUACAGGGGGAGCUGAUGGCGGGGUAUGAGGAUGACACCUGUGACAUGGGGGAGGCGGUUUUUGAGGCAGGGCUACUCGGGGAGGGGUUAUCUGAGGAAGGGGUACCUGGAAAAAUUGUUGAUGGGAGGAAUGGGGAGGGUAUCAAGGAGCACCAAUCUAAGCAGCCGGCAGGGAGAGAGGAGCACGAUAGCACGACCAAGAAUGGUGAAGUGCUGAAGAGAGGUGAGAAACGCGGCGCAGCUGAGAACUUGGGGCAUGUCAUGGGGAGUGUGAAUGAGGGUGCAACAGAGGGGAAGACGCACGGGGAGGAGCAACUUCUGUAUGAGUAUUUAUGGGAUGAUAAGGAGUUGGAUGAAGCAGCUGCUAAGUGUCUUACUUACCAGUGCCUCAAGCCUGAAAUCAAGAAAAUGUGGCGGAAUCCCCGACUGACCCCGGAGGAGUCUGUUAGGCAGAUUAAAGAGCUGUGUGUGAUGAUUGAGGACCGGUUUAAGGAGCUCACAGGAAAGUUUGACCUGAAUCACGGGGCGUAUUUUCGAGAUCCCCGGAUUCUGGGCGUGGUUGCACAUUUUCUGGAGUUUCGGGAGCUUCCGGAGUGGUCUAAAGCGAUUGAUACCGAUGUAAUGAGGGCUGAGCACAUGGUGCAUUCAAGCUGA